Messenger RNA from Bicyclus anynana (squinting bush brown), 11087 nucleotides. Its product is annotated as zinc finger protein 629. Gene Ontology annotation, cellular component: nucleus. Gene Ontology annotation, biological process: regulation of transcription by RNA polymerase II. The record is from RefSeq and is a predicted model, not a curated record. NCBI's taxonomy places the organism in Eukaryota, Metazoa, Arthropoda, Insecta, Lepidoptera, Nymphalidae. The transcript is spliced from 7 exons. Bases 157 to 2556 code for a protein of 799 amino acids. Gene Ontology annotation, molecular function: protein binding.
CCGGUGGCGGCGCGCCGAUGCGCCUGCCCCCGACGCCCGCGCCGCUCUCGCUCCUGGUGCCGCUCGCGCGAGCUUUACCCGGCUGUGUCGACGACCGUCGUCGGAUGGAACCCGGAGUGCACCCAUUCGCAUCAAGCGGCGGGAGCUAGCUCAGACAUGGGAAGUGAGCACUAUUGCCUGAGGUGGAACAAUCAUCAGAGCAACCUGCUCGGCGUAUUCAGCCAACUGCUUCACGACGAGAGCUUGGUGGACGUCACGCUCGCCUGUUCCGAAGGUGCCUCCAUCCGGGCUCAUAAGGUAGUUCUAUCGGCGUGCUCCUCAUACUUCCGUUCAUUGUUCGUGGACCACCCCUCGCGCCACCCCAUCGUGAUCCUCAAGGACGUAGGCUUGGAAGAGCUCAGAACUCUCGUCGACUUCAUGUACAAAGGCGAGGUCAACGUGCAAUACUGCCAACUGCCAGCUCUCCUUAAAACCGCUGAGAGCCUUCAGGUAAAAGGAUUAGCUGAAAUGACGACACUAAGUGCAGCCGGCAUCGAUGCGAGAAACGUUCCAGAACCUAUGGAGGAAUGCCAACAAGAUAUCAGAGAAUGCACAGAAACGCACGAAAGGUUAGACAUGCGGGAGUCUAGGGAUAAGGAAGAACGAAGAGAAGGAAAGGAUAGUAGAGAAAUUCGUGAAAGGGACAAAGAUACCAGGGACAGCCAUAGAGAAGCUCGCGAAAACAGGGAUCUAAGAGAACAAAGAGAAUGGGAUAGAGAACGUGAGAGAGAAACGCGUGACUUAAUUAGAGACACUAGAGAUACUCGUGAUCCACGUGAUCAUAGAGAGUUGAGGGACCAUAGAGAAUCACGAGACGCAAAAGAUAAUAGAGAACCCCGUGAUUUGCGAGAAAUAAGGGAUCCGCGAGAUCAUCGUGAAUCACGUGAUCCCAGAGAGGUGCCCGAAGCCUCCCCUCCCAGAAUAUCCCCCUUAUUAUCCGUGCGACGAUUUAGGCCUGAAACAUCAAUUGAAACACCGACGCUGACGCAUCCACCUAUACCAAAAGAUGAACCACCUGACGAGCCUAUGCGGCCAUCUUCACCAGAAGAAGAUUCAGUAUCAAUUAGGUCGAAUGGUGCGAAUGAGAGCGUGGGUAUCAAUAUGACAAUAAACAGCCAUGGUGUCCUCGGGCCAAGGUAUUCACCUGUGGAACAGCGGCUGAGUGUGCUGAACACACUACCUCACCCGGGCCUGCCGCAUCCGUCACAUAGCUCUCUGUCAAGUCCUAGGAAUGAACCGAUACCUGGCCCCUCUGGUUUGCCACCUGUCCAACAAGUACCUUUGUCCCUAAAGAAAGAAGCAGACUGGGAUAGGAACAAUGAGGAGAAAGUUGGAGAGCCUUCCACAGAGUACAGACUCCAGCAUGAAUCGAUGUGCUUGGACAUGACAUGUGGUUCGCCGAGCAUAGCCAGUCCGUUACCAGCCAGCAGCCCGACAGCGCUGCCGCUGUGGUCACCGCUCCUCGCCCUGCAGGCGUGUCGGCUGCGCAGGUAUCUCAGCGACGACUGCAUGGCCUACCAGAGCCGCCACUUGCUCCACUCGGAGAGACGACGAUGCGGCGUCUGUCUCGCUUCCUUUCCCUCCGCCUGGCUUCUGGAAAGGCACGCCGCCUUGCAGCACGCGUCUCAGUCGUCCACCGACGACAAGCCCUUCGUCUGCGAACAGUGCGGGCAGAGCUAUCGGUACAGAUCCGCCUACGUCAAGCACAGAGAGCAAAACCACCGAGCCAGAUUACCGGCAGACAAACUUUUCACGUGUGACGUAUGCGGCAUGCAAUUCAGAUACCUCAAAUCGUUUAAAAAACAUCGCCUGAACCACACGCUCGAAAGACUUCACACUAAGAAUACUGAUCCGGAAGUAGAAGUCACCAGCACUAACGAAGUUCUGAUCGGCCAGUGCGGCGAAAUGGACUUGUCGAUGAAGAAAAGGAACAGAAGCGACGUCCGAACGCCGCCCAUCGAAGUAAUUGGGGACAUCGAACAAGACAGCACAGUGGACUCCAACGGUCCCACAGAUUCCAUAGUCACAGUGGACGACUCCAACGAUUGCAGGAACUCGAGUGCGGAAAGCGACACUAAAAGAGACGAGCGCUCGAACGAAAGGAGGCGCAAUCCUGUGUCAUUCGCCAGCGUCAGCUCGAUGGCCGAUAGCUCUGAGAACGAGUCGCGCGGCGACGGGAGUAAACUCGAGAGCUCCAGCUCACAUUCCGGAAUAUUGGGGUUCUUGCAGAACGACGACAGGCAGAGGGACAGGGAGCGGAGAUUCGCGUGUCCGUUUUGCGGUAAGUGCGUGCGUUCCAAGGAGAACCUGAAGCUCCACGUGCGGAAGCACACCGGCGAGCGGCCCUUCGUGUGCCUGUUCUGCGGACGCGCGUUCGGAGGCAAGAGUGACCUGACGCGGCACCUGCGCAUCCACACCGGCGAGCGGCCCUACCACUGCGAGGCGUGCGGCAAAUGCUUCGCGCGCGCCGACUACCUCUCCAAGCACCUCACCACCCACGUUCACAACGCCCGCUGAUCGACUGCGCCGUCCUGUUUUCAAUCUUCGCAUACCUCUAUAGUUGAUGACCGAGUCAUUUUAUAACAGCAAAUCGGAAUAUUUUUUAAAAAUGUUUUGAAUCUUUACACUUUAUUGUGGAUAUAAUUAAGCAGGUCUAAAUAGAAUUUUACCAUGUUAUUUUUUCUUUUCGGAGUGGUAUCCAUAGUUUAAUAAAUAAUUUUCUAUAUUUAUUCUAUUACAAAUAAUUGAACGAAGAAAUGCAAAGAAAUAGAAAGGACUAACUUUAUCAUACGUCACACUACAUUUUAUCGCGUAGGAAGAAGGCUAGAUAUUAUUUAACGAUCGCUUAUUAAAUUAUUAUUUAUUAUUAUAACAAAAAAAUUGAACUGAAGAAAAGAGUCUGAGUAGAGUACGAUUCGGUUAAUAUUGUGGUUUGUUUUGGGUAUGUCAAUUAAUCUGUAGAGAAUCUUUACUAAAAUUAUUUUAUUUAUUUAAAAAAUACUUUGCGCGGUUACAAAUUAAGAUUGAAACUUAUUCCAUUGAUGGGGAAUUUAGAAAAUUGUAGUGUUGACGAUAGGUAGGUAAAAGAAUGCAAAAAAGCUGUGAUUAAUAUGAUUAAGACCAGUCAACAAGUUUUAAAACAUCGAAAAUGUUUUAUGUAAUUUAAAGUAAGUUAAAUGUCUAGAUAUAAAAUUCAUUAUAGAUUUAAGAAAUCUCUCUGUGCCAAAAUAUGUACCUCAUAAAAUAAACCUUGAAGUAGCUAAAGUAAUUGACAAGAUUGUUUAUACACAUUUUUUUACAUAUAAUGUUGUAUAUGCAGGUUCAUAUUAUAAACACAGUUUGAUAAGAUUCUGUUGUGAUUUCGCAGAACAAAGAAUACUAGCCCGCGUCAUUUCGCUAUUCUGGAAUACUGAACACUUUACAUAGUCGAUCGCCAACAUAAUAUACAACAUAAUAUUUCUAAGAUAAAUACAAACUGCCGAUAUUGUGAUAUUUCUUUGUAGACGUAGACCGCACAAGUAGAAUUUCAAUUUUUAUUGAGACUCAGAAAGCAGGUUCAUUUUUGAUCUUUAAACAAGCAAAAACGUUGUAUUUUACUAAAAGAACAUUUUUUACGAUACAUUGAAAGUUUAUUUAUAAAUAAUAUUCUUAUUAUAUUUAUUUUUUCCGAGUUCAGAUUCAGGUUCGACAAUAAUUCCUCCACCUACAAGUUACUCCAAAACCAGAGGACAUUUAUAACAUCAGAUGUUGACUCAAAAUUGUAAAGUCCAUAAUUUAAUUUAAAAGGCAAAAUAGGUAUUUUGCAAUUUAAAUUAAAUUAUGGACAUCUGAAAAUUUGGACUAUGUCACAUCUUAAUAACAUCUGAAUUAAUUAAACCUUACGUUACUCCAAAUAUACCUGAGCAAACCGCUUGUUUUCGAUUUCGAGAUUCGAAGUUUCGAAGAAUUUCGAGUCAACGAUCAGACAGAUAUUUUUGAAAAUUUUGAAAUAAAUAAUGCAAUUUCUUUCGUCUUCCAUCCUCUCUUCCUAAUUUUUAUUAAUUAUAUUCCACAUACCCUAAGUUCCAAAUUUUAUUGGUUAUUCCUAAUAGUUAUUACAGCUAAAAUAUUUUUUAUAUUUCUGGAUGUUACAGAACCGUGUGUAACGCGUUGUCAAUUACAUAAUUACAAAUAAGAGAGUUAUAUAUUACUUAAUGAUUAAUACUCAAUAUUCCAGUUAGCGGGCCAGUAUUUUUUUAAACACAUAACUACCUACACUUUAAUCCGUCGGGCAUUAGUUACAAUAUGUAACAAAAACUGUUUUUAGAGAUAUACAAACAAAAUAAACUAUGUAUUUAAUUUCGUUUUUUGAUCUUGUAAGAUAAAUAGUCAAUGCAACGAAAGAACUAGAUCAUACCCGCUAAAACUGCAAGUUAGGGUUUAUAAUAGUCUAAUUUAUUUAGUUAGUACUGUUGUCAAUAUAAAGGGAUUCUUAAAUGACUCACUAGAGACAUUAAUAAAAUAAUGUUGAUACUACCAAUCGAGCAAUCUGUGGAAACGUUUGUCUAUUGUCUAGUUUCGAAUUUGACAUCUACCUAUAUUUUUCUGUCUACUAAAAUAUAACAUUAUAGAGAGCGAGAUAAUACCUAUUUCUUAUAGUCAUCUUUAUAAAAGCUCUACACACAUAACAAGAAAAAGCUGACGCUUUAGACCACCUUUUAAUUUCAUUAAAUAGUAUGAACAACAUAACAAAUGGGAAUUAAAAAAAUAUCAAUUGAGUCCAAAAAGACCAAAAAAUGCAUUUUAUUAUACUUAAUAUAAUAUUUUCUGCGGUUAACACUUUGGUUUUUUACAUUUUUUUUUAUAAUUUUUUUUUUAAAUUAAAAAAAAAAUCAUUUUAUCAUUCAAAUUAGUUUCCUUUUAUUAAGGACUCUGUGUCAAAUCGCAUAUAUAUAAAUAAAUAUAUUAUUUUUCUUAAUCUGUAUAAAAUUUUAACUAAAAACUUACUUACAUACUUGGUAAAGGUAGGUUUAUUGAAGUGAGUCUUUUAAGAAUUUCUUUUGUAUUAUUAGUUUGUUCAUUGUUAUACCUACCUAAUAAUACAGUUGAAAUGAAAAAUGUAUAAUAAAAUAUUAUUGAAUUUGCCAGAGGGAUAUUAUUAUAAGUAAUAUUUAGGUAGUAGAAAAAAACUUUUAGUAUAAAACGAGAAGCAAUACUCUGAAUUUUUUUUUAAUUUUUUACUACCGGAAUACUCUGAUAAUAAAAUUGGCAUUAAGCGCAUGCUAAUUUAAAAGUCGUCUUUUCUGUGAAUUUCCAAUUAAAAUUUACAUUGUACAAUUAAGGUGUGUAGAAAACAUGCCGUCAAAAUUAUGAAACGCAUUAAAUUGUGUGUGUAGAUAUUUGCCAUUACGUCAAAUUUAUAAUAAAAAAAAUAUUAAUCAUUCAAAAUUGAUGUUGACUGUUUUUAUAAUUAUAUCAGCCGUAGUUACUUGAUGUUGUGGUGUAAAUUAGUGUCUUAUUAUAUAAGAUCGAUAAUCACUCAAAGGUACUCAAACCUACACAGAAUUUUAUGUUUCUUAUACACAGAUGAUCUCCGAUAUAUAUAGUUUUUGAACAUAUAUACUUUUUUACAUAUGAAUAAAACACAAUAUGAAAUAAACCCAGUCCGCCAUAGCCUGGUGUCUUUGAGUGAUUACGUUGAAUUCUAGUAGUAUUUAAUAUCGGUGUGGUCUUCUUAAUAAUAAACAUGUUCACAUAACUUAUUAAUUUAAUUCAUAAUAUAUUAUAAUUUAAAAUCAGAUUCUAAAAAUAAUAUAUCGAGCACAGCAAAUGUUUUGUAAAUAUGUGCUAUAACCAGGACAAUUGUGAUAAAUUAGAUUUUAAGUGAGAUCUUCUUUUGAAAUUAUGAACAACUAAAUUCAUAAAUCAAUUCGUUAGAGCUGAUAGGGCAUAGAGACUUUACUUCAUACAAAUGUAAAUUGGUAGAAAUUGAUACACGUUUCUCUUAAAUUUGCUUUAUUUUGAACGCAUUAAAUAUAUAUUUUAAUUGAUAAAUUUAAAAAAGAAAACUUUUAGUUUAUGAAUGGAAUACAACAGAAAAUUGUUUAAAUGCCUAAAUUUGAUUUUACCAUUUCUCGAAAUUAUCAGAUGCAAUUAUUUAUCAACUGUUCUCAGUUUUUGAACAAUUCCAUAAAAGCUUAUUAUAGUGAAUCAGGAAGGAAUUUUUUUCUGACUUGUUCAUUGGUAUGAUCAGCUAGAUAAAUACCUACCUCCUUAUGUCUGUACCUAACGUGUAUCAAUUUGUGAAAAUGCAAGUUUCUAUGCAGUAGAUUGUCCUUAAAAAAUUAUAAGCACAGUGAUCGAUUAUUUCAAUGCUAUCUAUCUAUAUGUAUAAAUCUUAAAGGCCACAUGUUUUACGUAAUUUCUUUGAUUUAAUUUCACCGUGGUUUGUGAGCUAUUUUAUAUUGAACGUCAAUUUUUAUUCGUCAUACAAGUUGUGGGAGAACUAUUCGAGGCAUCAGAUUUACGUUAAGUCGAUGCGAGAGACACGUGUGUUUAUAAUUUACAAUAGCGCACAAUUUUGAAGCGUUUUUACAUAGUGUAUUAUCUCCGUCCAGUUACUGUCUACUCUUUGGAUCAAUGGGUUCUAAGGAUUGUAGCGGCUUUUCCAUUUAUCCAUCAUAGAAACUCUAACUCCUUUACCCUGACAUACGUUGCAGAGUAUUAAUCGUUGUGUGAUUUUUUAUGGUGGGUAAAUAGAAUAAGUUCUAGCAGAAACAAUUAAAAGUUCUGAAGAUGGCGCUAUAACUACAUUUGUGCAGUUCUUCAAAAUAAAUCAAACCAAAAUCUUCGUCUUGUCAAAACAAAGUCAUCCAUAAACCUUAUUAAAUAGGAUUUCUUUUAUCGAUAUUAAACACUAAUUUGUGGAAAUGCUUGCCCAAGAAGUUUCUCCUAAAAAAUCUAUCCAAAAUGCAUACACGUUGUUUAUAAAAUGUUUGAAAUCUUUUGUUAAAUGUGUCUUAUUACUUCACCAACUAAAUGAAUUAUUUCUUACGCUACUCUCAUAUCAGUUGAUUGUUUCUGCGUGAGCUUCUCGUUGGGUCACACAUUUAUUUUAUGGACACUAAUGCAAUGGUAAAAUUUAUUGAUGUAUGAACAAUGUCUUGCUGCAUCGAUUAUUCCGAAGGCGAUAACAAUAUCGUUCGAUAUAAAAGUGUUAAUGUAAUCUUCAUUUCCAUAUACAUCGAAUAACAACGAUCAAUAAGACUUCGUAAAUGUUUAAAUAAUUAAUUGACGUAAGAUCUUUUGAAUGUUCUAUAUAGUUUCCGAAAAAGCAAUCACCGAAGAGAAGAUAGAGAGAUAAGAUAAAAGAUAUUGAACUAUUUUAGUGUAGUCGGUGUAUUAAGAUAAUUUUAAUGGAAUGGUCGAUGGACAAUCUCGUGGUGGUUGCUAAAAUUGUGAUAUUACUAUUAGUUGUUACCGCGUAUUGUCUGACAGCUUAAAGAUCUAUUCUGGUCUUAUCAGGGUCAGGGUUUCGGAAAAUCCAACCCGAGUUGCGUCUCGUCUUACAAAUUUCAGAUGUCUUUUAAAUUUUGUAGACUAGAUAAGUUCAAAGUGCAAAAUGCAAGUAUUUAAUUUUCUGACAUGAAAAGGAACGACACUAAAAAGAAUAAAUGAAGAAGAUGAAGAAUUGACUAUAGUUGAGUUUCGUACUCAAGUAAAAUGUUUAAAUCAAUAACAUUCCUUUAGAUAGCUUCAUAAAGUUUGUCCAUGAUAGUUUCUGUUUGGAAAUUAUACCUAGGUACCAUAAUAAUUGUAAUUACCUUUCGUGAAACAACACAGCCGCAUUUACAGGUUAUAAAGAAUUGUGCUUGAUGAUAAAUUUGUGAAGAACAACGGCAUGUCUUUUGUGAUAUGCGGAGACUCGGACCCUAAUAUGUCUAGAUAGAUCACGAGGCUUAGCAUCCAUUGGCUAAGCAGCGCAACGCAACAAGACUAUUACCUAAGGCUUUUAACACCAUUAAUAUGAACAGUAAACGAAACCUACGAACUCAUUAUGCGCUGUUUACCCAUGUGUAUUAGCUGAUUUCUGGCUUAAUUGUAUUCUUACUUAUACAAUACAUACAUAUAUACUUAAAUAGCAAUAAUAGACAUUUUUUUAAUAAUUACUGACUGACAUCUUAUGACUUGGUAUACAUGACUUUUCGUAUGUCCUUAAAUCUGCAGACGAAGCAUAUAACCAGCCUAAAGUGGAAAAAAUGCCUAUGAUAGAACAUCAUCUGGUAAGAAUACACUCGGUGUCUUGCGCCUGUUAACCUGUGACAGAUACCUAAGUUCCUGUAUGUAAUUUCACGGCAACAUUAUCCUUAUAUUGGAACACGUCAUACUAGAUACUUCCCUCGAUGAGUUCUCUUGUUGCGUUGCGUUGCCUGUGGGACUCUCCACACCAGCCAUCGAUUGACGUAGACUGAUUUUCGGGUAGAAGUAAAGUAGGCCAGAACUUUCGCAGUCAAUAAGUAAUAUUAUAAUUAAUAAAAUAGGUAUUCAUUUUAAACUUUUUAAAAGCCAAAUCGCUGUCUCAAUAGUUUUAUAAUGUAAAAAAAAAAAAACAAUAAGAGAGUUUAUUUAAUUUUAAACAUAACUUAUACAUAAUGUUUUAUAUACCAACCUUAAAUUAUUUUUCAGAUGUAUUGAUUUUUAUACAUGUCCAUAUACAAACAAUGAAUAGAGGUAAGUGUAGAUAACGUAGAUGGGUCUAUUAACCGCGUGGUGCUACAAAGUGUAAAGAUAUGUGAUAGAUAUUGUUCUUCAGAGACAUUUUAUUUAUUGAAGCUUCCAUAGUAAAUAAAAUAUGAACAUUAACAUUUUUAAUAUACAAACAAGAUCAGCAAUAAUUUGGUUUAGGUACAAUAAUAGACGUUCUAAUAUAGUAAACAAUUCAUUAUUGGGCAUUGUGCAAACGAAGACUCUGUUGGCAGUCUCACCGGAUAUUCUGAUUCGUCGUUAAAACUGUAUGCGAAUACAGUUGUACGAUAAAUAAAAAAGUUACUAAAAUAUACAUAAAAUGAAACAGCAAUUUGUGAGUAGGUACCUAUUGAAAUAUUUUAAAUGUUAGUGCGCUUAAACAACUGAAAUAACUUUUUAUUGAAUAGGUAGUAGGUAUCUUGAGGACAUUUUUGUAUCUAGUUGUGAACACUCUGUGAAGGUUUUUAGGUUUGUGCCGAGUAGGAGCAACUGGAAACUAUUUUGUCUGAGAAUGGAGUGAUUUUUUUCAUCUAAAUUUGAUGUGUAGUUUUGGGCGUAUUCGUUUGCAUGUCAAUUGCUGUAGUAAGAAAAGAGUCUACGUUUGUACAAUGCCUUUCAUUUCUUCAUACCCAAGCAACAAGCAAAUAGUUUGAACACCAUUUUGAAUUGUAUUCUAUAUUGGAACAAGUUAUAAAAUAAGAUUAUUAUUUUCCAGUAUUUAUGAACAAAAAGAAAAUGUAUUACGUGUCUCUUGGAAACCAAAGUAUCUACGUUGUUUUGAGUUUACCAGUCUCUUCACACUUGCGUUUCUUCAGAUUAGGUAUUAAUGUGAUGCAAGUGACGAGCUAGGUCAUCUGGUAAAACGUUCGUGUGAAGUGGCUGCUUAAUCUUUGGUCGGAGCGUAAUAGAAUAAUUUCAAUGUCUGGCGAUUAUUGUUAUACAAACUCUGUUAGAAGAGUUUGAACACUUUUUUGCAGAAUAGUUUUUCGUUUCUUAUAGAGUUUAGUUUGUUUUUCGUUUAUACAUUUUUAGUAAAUUUAUUAUGUAUUUGUAAGUUUAACGUAUUUGAUACAGUUAGAUAGUUAAUGAUUUGGUUUGACUUGUCAAUGGUCGCUCAUUAUAUGAAUGUGUUAACUUGUUUUAUGGCCUUAUUAUAAUAUAAAAUGUCGUAAAUUGUAAAACAAUAAGCUUUGUAUGGUACAAUUUUAUAAAUGCUUACGGCUCUACGGGCAGAUUUUUAGGUUGACUCUUAAUAUUAAUAAUAUCUUAGUCUCAUUUCUGGUAGAUAGUUAAAAAAAAGGUUUUUAUGUUGUAAAAUGUUUUUAAUUUAAUAUAUCUGUGAAUGAGGGAAUUCGCCCAUUGGACAAGCAAAUCAUUUUGCACUGUGAAGAAGUUUGUCUAAUUUGAUUUUAUUUGUUUAAUUUUGCACUUUUGGUUCAAUUUAAUAUUGUACAUUGUAAAUCUAAAAUAUUGAAAUUUUAUACUUAAUAUAGGUAUUUUAAUCUGUUGUAAUCUUGCAGUUAACGAUGUAGAAGUCCAGUUACCAAUUAGACUAGCGAAGCAUGAAGUCAAGAGUUCUACUAAUUCAAGUAAUUUAUUGCUAUGUUCAUUUAAUUCGAUUAAAUUUUUAAUUUGACAACACCAUACUGAGGGAUCUUGGACAACGAAUAUUUACUUGAAUUUUAUUAACUCUUCCUUAAUAGAUAUUAAGAAUUUGUCCAGAUUGCUUCAGUAAUAAAUGCUCUACUUUCUACCUCAAGCGAUUGUUGCCGGGCAAUUAUUGCUCAAAAAAUUGCCCGUAUAACAUCUAGGAUGUAUUAUGUGAAUGUAUGAUUUUUCGAUAUCGUUGAAUUGUUGUGCAACGGAGAGUACUUAGUAGUGAGUUUAUCUUUUGUUUGUUUCUUUUGGUUUGUUAUAUUUAUGCCCGAUGGGUGAAUUCCGUAAUUUUAAGCCAACGUUAGUGUAAUACUUACUGUUAUAUGAUAUUAUAAUAUAUUUUUUUUACUGGUAUAUUUCAGAUAAUUAUUACUGUUAAACAGAUGAACCUGUUUUAUAGUUUUAACACGACAAAACAUUUUAAAUAGGAAUUUUAUAAAUUUUUAUUUGACAAUGUCGAAAGUUUUAUCUACGAAACAGUCCAUUGAUUUUUAAAUCUCUUGUCCAUUUUCCAAGUAACUUAGGAUAUAGUUCGAUAUUUUGGAUAUGUAUUAAGCCACUUUAAAAAAUUGCUAUUGUGUAUAUUGUUUCAAUUAAUAUUAUCGAUGUGCAAAAUUAUAGUAAAUGUCUUGGAUCUCUAAAAAUUAAGAAAAAAAAAAAGACAAAAA